UCAUCAUAAAUCUUCACUUCUUAUAUGAUGUUGGGUUCUUGAGCUAGCCGAUACAUGAGUUUUGGUCUGUAGAGACUUUUCUAUUAGUCGUUUAAUCUUCUUCAAGUAUAUAUGCUUUUAACUGUUAUUUCAACCCCCCACAAAGCUAUAAACAUUGAAGAUUGAAGUGAUUUCAAUGGGAUUGAAUUUAAUUGUUUAGUUCCCGACUUCCAGUUAUAAUUACCAAUUCUUUUCUCAGUAUAUUUAAUUUUACAAUGCAUAAAUUUUUGCUGUGGACAACAGCUUAAUUUGGAUCAAAGUCUUUAAAUUAUCAUUUUACUUAAUGAAAAUGGGUAUAUUCUGGAAAUAAUUAAGUUCCAGUAGAAGAGAAUUCAAAAAAGGCUAUGUGUCUUUGUUCUUUUAUUGAAUAAAAAUAUGUUGCACUCUUAACGUGAGCACUGCUUAUACAAGGAUUUAUAUAAAAUAAAGAAAUUAACAACUCUGCAUUAUGUCCAUAAGAACUCUAUUGCUGAAUGGAAUGCAUCUGGACUUGAAUUUGAUCAGAUCCGAUAGUGCUGGUGAUUCAUGCGUGAUCUUCUCAUCUUGUUGGACUAUCUUUUUGGUUUGAAUUCGUUGACCCGAAGUCUUCUUGAUCACUCAAAUUUUCUACUGAUUUUUAGAUCAUUGUGAGGAUUUUCAUCCUUAUCACUCCGAGAUUUCUGGGCCUCUUAAUCACUCCUUAGAUCCUUAACGAUUUUGUUGCCAGGCUGUAAGACAUUGCUAACACCAGUAUGGGUAUUUUAUCUUGGAAUAAUAUGUUCUCUGUUGCAAGAAGAUCAAAAGUCAAGUCAAGUACUGGACUGUUCAUUUCUUCUCCCUUAAGAAUUCUUGCCUUAAAAGGAAGUUGCUAAAGAUAAUGGACCAAACAUGUACGGAUACACCUUUAACUUACUUAAGACUUCUCUUCUACUUGAUUUUCUCCACUCUCUGUUCUCUGAAUCUUCAUUGAACUCUUCUCCAGCCACAGUAGCUUGGUGAUCACCAGAUUUUAUUCAGUAUUUGAACAAAGCAAGAUUUGAAAGCAUAUACCCAAUGACUAAGGAACAAGCAAAAGCAAUUAGCUUGAAGGCCUUGGUGGAUAAAGAGAACAAUAGAGUUAUAUUUGUGGAAUCAGAUGAGGAUUUUACUGAUGUUCUGUUUAGCUUCUUGACAAUGCCCAUGGGAACAAUUAUCAGGCUUAUGUCUAAUCAUAAUCAACCACCAACAAUAGGGACAGGUUGCAUGAACAAUUUGUAUGAAAGCAUUAAGAACCUUGACAUGCAGUGUUUCUUGAGUGAAGAAUGCAAGACCAUGUUGCUAUGCCCCAGAAAUGCUGCUGCACCUCAGAACAAGAGACUAAAAUUGCAAGUUGACGAUGGUGAGGUGCCGAGUUACUUCUUGUGCCCUAAGGAUUGUACCUUUUAUAAGCACAAUUUACUGAGUCUCUACCCUAAUGCUGUUUGCAAAUGUGGGCAGCUCAUGGAUAGGACGAUCAAGUUGUCAGAUGCUCAAGAUAGAGGAGUGUUUGUUAAAGGACGGACCCAAUUUAUAAUAAGUGAUGAAUUACAAGUAAAGCCCUCAUCAAUAGAAGCAAGCCUUUCUGUGGUGUCCAAGCUAGGUCUCAUGGACUUUAGCGCCGUUGAGGAGUACAACAUCAACAUAGGAGUAGAUGAGGUUCUCACUUUGCUCAAGUGUUCACUGGUGUCAAAGAAACCUUUGACAGAAACUUUGUUGAAACAAAAUUCAGCACCAAAGUUCGGCAAAGAAGAUUCUGAUCAGCACAUCUAUGUUGAAUCUACAAUAGAAGAAUCAGAAUCAAAUGUGGAUGGGAAAAUUCAUGUAAAGCUUAUCAUCAGUAAAUCCAAGAAAAUGGUUUGCUUUGCCGAAACAAGUGGAGAAUUUGUUGAUUUAGUCUCCAGUUUCCUAACUGUUCCACUUGGUUAUAUAAUAAAAGAAAUGCAGAGUAGCAUUUCAAAAGGAUCCUUAACUCACCUGUACAAUAGUGUCCAGGAACUCGAUGCUGAGAAAUACUUGAAAUCUAAUGAGCACAAGGAAAUGCUCAUCAGUCCGAAGCUCGCCCCUGAUUUUAGCCAUGAGAACAAUCCUUUAGGCAUUGAAGAAGGUUUGCACCCAACAUACUGUGUUAGAGAAUCUUAUAGUGAACCAACUGGUUAUUAUUUUCAACUGACUUCUGAUGGUCAAAUUCCUUCUGGAUCUACUUUGAGAAGUUCAAUUUUAACUGUCAAGGGUCCUAAGUCUCAUUUUAAAGAAGCCACAAGAGGAGGAUUUGUGACUGGACCAACAAUGUUUACCGUAACUGAUAAUCUGGUCAUCACACCCAUGUCUCAAGUCCAAAGUCUGUGUCUUCUGAAAGAGUUGAAAGUAUCUGUCAGCGAUAUUGAGGAGCGUGUUGUGCAUGUGGGCAGUGAGAAGGCUUUGCGUCUAUUGGUGGCAUCUUUUGUAUCUGAAUCUGCUCUAACCAAUACCUUUUUGAGAGAGCCAAUUCCAAUACAGUCAGGAUAAUCUUAUUUCAGCUAAAAUAUGAAAUGUUGUUCAUGUGAAACCUAUUUAUAUAUUGUGUUGAAAUUUGUGUUUGUACUCUGGUAUGCUCUUAGACCAGAGGGUAUUGCAUGUAAAUAUAUUACUCCAAAGGAUUUGCAUUGUAUUGGCAAUUUUGAGUUUGCUUUGUGUGUACCAUCUCUCUUUCUCACAAACACACAAGACAAAACUAUGUUUUUCUUCUAAUAUGCACAAAUUGAGAAACAGGACAUUUGCGUUACAACUUUCAGGUUUUUAUG
This is a messenger RNA of Pistacia vera, 2816 nucleotides long. RefSeq lists its product as uncharacterized. Lineage: Eukaryota; Viridiplantae; Streptophyta; Magnoliopsida; Sapindales; Anacardiaceae. The record is from RefSeq and is a predicted model, not a curated record. The transcript has 4 exons. Bases 1072 to 2541 code for a protein of 489 amino acids.